AUGGGGCAGACACGUAAAGUUGCUGCUUGCCCCAGAAGUCGCAAGGUGGCAAAUUAUCAGCAUUCGACUGCGACACCGGUCCUCCAAGACAAGUACUGGCGAGAAGGCUUGGAGCGUGGGCAGCGAGACCACGCUUUCAGCGUGUUCAAUGACCCUUUUCCGAAGGCUAGCUACGCUUACAUCAACACCACCUCCAACGACUUUCUCGGUCGGACAUGGCAGGUCCUUCACCACACCAAGAGCACCGCAGCUGGAAAGUGUAGCUUCCACCAUAACGUGGCCAAGCCGCUGUCCAACACGGUGAAGGCCAAUAGCUCCACUAUGUCCUUCGAAGUGCGGCCAGACAUGCAGGCACGAUGCACAGCCUGCAGGGUGAGGGUAUGUCCAACGAAGAAGGCCAUAUUAUGA
Messenger RNA from Effrenium voratum, 408 nucleotides. The record is from the annotation of a GenBank genome assembly. NCBI's taxonomy places the organism in Eukaryota, Dinophyceae, Suessiales, Symbiodiniaceae.